AUGUCUUCAAACCGACUCCUGAAGCCAGGAGCAGCAGCAGCAACGGCUCUGCUCUCAACGACAACAAGAAAAGUACGGCCUACAAGAUGCGGUCAAAUAUAUAACGCGGCGCGGUUGGCGCACACAACUUCACAAACACUAGGUAUAUCAGCGAAUUCUAGGCCGAUACUACGAACGACUUUGGGGUUACCAGCCGUUGCGCCCCGAGGCGCACGCAGCAUAUUCAUCCAGACUGCGCCCACACCAAAUGCUGAUGCGCUCAAGUUUCUGCCGAACCAUACCAUAAUACCCCCGGAAAUAUCUACUCCCUACAUCGAAUAUCUUACCCCGCGGAGCACAAUUGCACCGCCGUAUCCAUCCCCACUGGCUGCGCAGUUAAUGAACAUUGAUGGAGUCACCUCAGUUUUCUACGGCCCUGAUGCCAUCACCGUAACAAAGUCGCCCGAUGCAAACUGGGUCCAUAUCCGGCCCGAGAUCUUCAGCUUGAUCACCGAGACCAUAACAUCAGGGCAGCCACUAGUCGUUGUAAGCAAGAAAGAGGACGGGACAGAUGGCCAAGAGUCGCCAGAGGAAGAUAGCUUAAGCUACAAUGAGAACGAUAGUGAAGUUAUAGGGAUGAUCAAGGAGUUACUCGAAACUCGAAUAAGGCCUUCAAUCCAGGAGGAUGGCGGUGAUAUUGAAUUCCGUGGCUUCGAGGAUGGGUUCGUGAAGCUGAAGCUCAGAGGAGCAUGCCGGACUUGCGACUCAAGCACGGUCACCCUCAAGAGAGGCAUUGAGGGCAUGUUAAUGCAUUAUAUCGAGGAGGUUAAAGGAGUACAUCAAGUUUUGGACCAGGAGGAGGAUAUCGCAUUACAAGAGUUCGCCAAGUUCGAGGAGAAACUUAGGGCACAAAAAGGACCAGAUGCAGCUCCAACGACGCCUGGCAAGGACUCGUUGGAUUCAGUCCCCGGAUAA
Hypoxylon fragiforme is the source of this 954-nucleotide messenger RNA. Its product is annotated as HIRA-interacting protein 5. The coding region runs from base 1 to 954 and encodes 317 amino acids. NCBI's taxonomy places the organism in Eukaryota, Fungi, Ascomycota, Sordariomycetes, Xylariales, Hypoxylaceae. Gene Ontology annotation, molecular function: iron ion binding; iron-sulfur cluster binding. Gene Ontology annotation, cellular component: mitochondrion. The transcript is spliced from 2 exons. The record is from RefSeq and is a predicted model, not a curated record. Gene Ontology annotation, biological process: iron-sulfur cluster assembly.